Molecule: messenger RNA, 3458 nt
Organism: Carcharodon carcharias (great white shark)
Lineage: Eukaryota; Metazoa; Chordata; Chondrichthyes; Lamniformes; Lamnidae
Product: type 1 phosphatidylinositol 4,5-bisphosphate 4-phosphatase-like
Exons: 4
Biological process (GO): phosphatidylinositol dephosphorylation
Cellular component (GO): plasma membrane; lysosomal membrane; phagocytic vesicle membrane
Molecular function (GO): phosphatidylinositol-4,5-bisphosphate 4-phosphatase activity
Source: RefSeq, a predicted model, not a curated record
UACACGAACAGCAAGAGGAUCAUAAACCUCGGACCCAUUCACCCUGGCCCUAGCAGCCCUGAGCCUCCGCCGUCCGGGAUUCGGGUCAUCUGUGGCCACUGCAGAAACACAUUCCUGUGGAGGGAGUUCACAGACAGAACGCUAGCCCGGUGUCCACACUGUCGCCGUGUCUCCUCGAUAGGUCGUCAAUACCCUCGGAAGCGCUGCCUGUGGAUAUUUUUGGUGGGACUGUUGUUCGCCAUUGUGGCUGCUGGGGUCACCGCUGCCACCUGGAAACAUGCUGAGAAGUUCCAUGGGAUCUAUGCUGGCUGGGCUGUGCUGGUUAUCCUGUCUGUCUGCUGUCUGGCUCGUGCCUGUUACUGGAGCUGUUUAAAGAUCAGUCACCCCAUCCAGAACUACUCCUGACUCCCGAUGGAACUGGCUGGAGAGAGAGGAGGGGGAGAGCAGCGAGGGGCAUUGCUGAUGGGAACCCCUUCAACAAACCCCCCAACGUACUGCACACAAAAGAUCGGACCUCGCAGAGCACGGACCCUCCCUCUCUCUCCCUUUGUCCCUCUCUCUCUCCCACUGUCCUCUCUCUCUCUCUCUCUCUCUUUCUCUCUCUCCCUCUUUCCCUCUCUCUCUGACUUCGCUCUCCCUCUGUCACUCUCUCUCUCUCUCUCUAUCCCUCUUUGCCUGUCUCUCUCCCUCUCUCCUCUCUCUCUCUCUCUAGUAACAUAACCUCUCACUACAGACCCUGUCUGUGUGUCCAGUCACAUCCCCUCUCACUGCAGACCCUGUCUGUGUGUCCAGUCACAUCCCCUCUCACUGCAGACCCUGUCUGUCUGUCCAGUAACAUCCCCUCUCACUACAGACCCUGUCUAUGUGUCCAGUAACAUCCCCUCUCACUACAGACCUUGUCUGUGUGUCCAGUAACAUCCCCUCUCACUACAGACCCUGUCUGUGUGUCCAGUAACAUCCCCUCUCACUAUAGACCCUGUCUCUCUCUCCAGUAACAUCCCCUCUCACUAAAGACCCUGUCUGUGUGUCCAGUACCAUCCCCUCUCACUACAGACCCUGUCUCUGUGCCCAGUAACAUCCCCUCUCACUUCAGACCCUGUCUCUCUCUCCAGUAACAUCCCCUCUCACUACAGACACUGUCUGUGUGUCCAGUCACAUCCCCUCUCACUACAGACACUCUCUCUGUGUCCAGUAACAUCCCCUCUCACUACAGACCCUGUCUCUGUGCCCAGUAACAUCCCUUCUCACUACAGACCCUGUCUCUGUGUGUCCAGUAACAUCCCCUCUCACUACAGACCCUGUCUGUGUGUCCAGUAACAUCCCCUCUCACUACAGACCCUGUCUGUGUGUCCAGUCACAUCCCCUCCCACUACAGACACUCUCUCUGUGUCCAGUAACAUCCCCUCUCACUACAGACCCUGUCUGUGUGUCCAGUAACAUCCCCUCUCACUACAGACCCUGUCUGUGUGUCCAGUCACAUCCCCUCUCACUACAGACCCUGUCUCUCUCUCCAAUAACAUCCCCUCUCACUACAGACCCUGUCUGUGUGUCCAGUAACAUCCACUCUCACUACAGACCCUGUCUCCCUCUCCAGUAACAUCCCCUCUCACUACAGACCCUGUCUGUGUGUCCAGUAACAUCCCCUCUCACUACAGACCCUGCCUGUGUGUCCAGUAACAUCCCCUCUCACUACAGACCCUUUCUGUGUGUCCAGUAACAUCCCCUCUCACUACAGACACUGUCUGUGUGUCCAGUAACAUCCCCUCUCAUUACAGACCCUGUCUGUGUGUCCAGUCACAUCCCCUCUCACUACAGACCCUGACUGUGUGUCCAGUCACAUCCCCUCUCACUACAGACCCUGUCUGUGUGUCCAGUAACAUCCCCUCUCACUACAGACCCUGUCUGUGUGUCCAGUAACAUCCCCUCUCACUACAGACCCUGUCUGUGUGUCCAGUAACAUCCCCUCUCACUACAGACCCUGACUCUCUCUCCAGUAACAUCCCCUCUCACUACAGACCCUGUCUGUGUGUCCAGUCACAUCCCCUCUCACUACAGACCCUGUCUGUGUGUCCAGUCACAUCCCCUCUCACUACAGACCCUGUCUGUGUGUCCAGUCACAUCCCCUCUCACUACAGACCCUGUCUCUCUCUCCAGUAACAUCCCCUCUCACUACAGACCCUGUCUGUGUGUCCAGUAACAUCCCCUCUCACUACAGACCCUGUCUGUGUGUCCAGUAACAUCCCCUCUCACUACAGACCCUGUCUGUGUGUCCAGUAACAUCCCCUCUCACUAAAGACCCUGUCUGUGUGUCCAGUAACAUCCCCUCUCACUACAGACCCUGUCUCUGUGUGUCCAGUAACAUCCCCUCUCACUACAGACCCUGUCUGUGUGUCCAGUAACAUCCCCUCUCACUACAGACCCUGUCUGUGUGUCCAGUAAAUUCCCCUCUCACUACAGACACUGUCUGUGAGUCCAGUAACAUCCCCUCUCACUACAGACCCUGUCUGUGUGUCCAGUAACAUCCCCUCUCACUACAGACCCUGUCUGUGUGUCCAGUAACAUCCCCUCUCACUACAGACACUCUCUCUGUGCCCAGUAACAUCCCCUCUCACUACAGACCCUGUCUGUGUGUCCAGUCACAUCCCCUCUCACUAUAGACUCUGUCUGUGUGUCCAGUAACAUCCCCUCUCACUACACACCCUGUCUGUGUGUCCAGUCACAUCCCCUCUCACUACAGACUCUGUCUGUGUGUCCAGUAACAUCCCCUCUCACUACAGACCCUGUCUGUCUGUCCAGUAACAUCCCCUCUCACUACAGACCCUGUCUGUGUGUCCAGUAACAUCCCCUCUCACUACAGACCCUGUAUCUCUCUUCAGUAACAUCCCCUCUCACUACAGACCCUGUCUGUGUGUCCAGUAACAUCCCCUCUCACUACAGACCCUGUCUGUGUGUCCAGUAACAUCCCCUCUCACUAUAGACCCUGUCUGUGUGUCCAGUCACAUCCCCUCUCACUUCAGACCCUGUCUGUGUGUCCAGUAACAUCCCCUCUCUCUACAGACCCUGUCUGUGUCCAGUAACAUCCCCUCUCACUACAGACCCUGUCUGUGUGUCCAGUAACAUCCCCUCUCACUACAGACCCUGUCUGUGUGUCCAGUAACAUCCCCUCUCACUACAGACCCUGUCUGUGUGUCCAGUAACAUCCCCUCUCACUACAGACACUCUCUCUGUGCCCAGUCACAUCCCCUCUCACUUCAGACCCUGUCUCUGUGUGUCCAGUAACAUCCCCUCUCACUACAGACCCUGUCUGUGUGUCCAGUCACAUCCCCUCUCACUACAGACCCUGUCUGUGUGUCCAGUAACAUCCCCUCUCACUACAGACCCUGUCUGUGUGUCCAGUAACAUCCCCUCUCACUACAGACCCUGUCUGUGUGUCCAGUAACAUCCCCUCUCACUAUAGA